UUUUGAUGCUGGGGGUUUCUAUCACGGCAGCGGAAAAAGCCAUGUCCAUCACCUACGUCUUCGGCGAGGACUUCUUUGACCAAAAUGAAAGCGUGCCUCUUGACCUGAUUCCGGACACAGCGCCAUGUAACCCACAACCUCUGGAACCCACGGCGGCGUUGAUCUCGUCUCUAAUCCUCAUGGCCAUUUUUCUACUGGCCAUCCCAGGAAAUCUGCUGGUGGGAUGGGUGAUCAGCUCCAGCAGGCAGGUUCUGACUUCAUCGGACGUCUACCUGUUUCACCUGACGGUGGCGGACGGGCUCAUGGCCCUGACGCUCCCCUUCUUUGCCGUGGCCCAUGUCCGCGGAUGGCUCUUCGGCGACUUCAUGUGCAAGUUCCUCAACCUGGUUAUCGAAGCCAACUUCUACACGAGCAUCAUCUUUCUGGCUUGCAUAAGCGUCGAUCGGUACCUCGUGAUCGUGCGCGCCAACGAGACCCACGGGAGCAAGCAGAGGAAGUGCAGCAGGGUCCUCUGCGCGGCGGUCUGGGCUCUCGGUUGGGCCCUCGCUCUCCCGGCCCUUUUCAACGAGACGGUCAAGUUCGCCGGCGGCUCCGAGAGGCUGAUCUGCACGGAGAGCUUCCACGUGGGCAGCGUCACCAGCUGGAGGCUCGCCACCCGCGGGUUCCGCCACAUCUUUGGCUUCCUGAUCCCGCUGGCGGUCAUGCUAGCCUGCUACGGCGUCACCGUCCUGAGGCUGCUGAACACCCGGGGCUUCCAGAAGCACCGGGCCAUGCGGGUCAUCACGGCGGUGGUGAUCGCGUUCCUCCUGUGCUGGACGCCGUACCACGUCACCAUGAUGGCGGACACCCUGCUCCGGGCCGACCUCGUGCCGUUUGACUGCGCCGCGAGGAGGUCGGUGACCCUGGCCCUGGACGUAACCAACACCGUGGCUCUUCUGCACAGCUCCAUCAACCCUUUCCUGUACGCCUUUGUGGGGGAGAAGUUCCGGAGGAAGAUGAUGCUCCUCCUGCAGAAGAAGCUCAGACUGGAGAGGACGUCAGGGUCCAAGUUCAGCAGGUCAACUUCUCAGACCUCAGAGGGCCAGGGAACAUUACUCUGAACGCUUGGAGCACUUAAACUCGUCAACAGGUAGGGUGAUUUAGCACAUAAAGGAGGAAACAGGACAUGCAUGGUUGGUUUGAGAUUGUCAAAAUGGUCCAAAUCUGUCAUAACAUAAGAUAAAUUGGAUAAAGUUUAUGACUAAUUAAUGGCUUUCUUUGGACACAAUAGACAGCUUGCUGUGUUCGGGGUUUAAACUUCUUGUACUCCUCUUGGAUGUCGUAAUACACUGCUGCCAUCUACUGAUCCUCUGCAUAAUAUGCCGAUUUUGUCUCAGUAUAUUUCAUCUUCACACGGUUGGAACAUAUUCAAGCGAAUAAAGCCCUUAAAAGAGUAAUUAUACCACUUAUUACACCAAUGUACAGCCUAAGGUUUAAAAACAGACACUUUGUCGCUUUUUCUUUAAUUUUUUUGUU
Fundulus heteroclitus (mummichog) is the source of this 1515-nucleotide messenger RNA. Its product is annotated as C-X-C chemokine receptor type 2. Gene Ontology annotation, biological process: immune response; G protein-coupled receptor signaling pathway; neutrophil chemotaxis. The transcript has 2 exons. NCBI's taxonomy places the organism in Eukaryota, Metazoa, Chordata, Actinopteri, Cyprinodontiformes, Fundulidae. Bases 6 to 1100 code for a protein of 364 amino acids. The record is from RefSeq and is a predicted model, not a curated record. Gene Ontology annotation, molecular function: C-X-C chemokine receptor activity. Gene Ontology annotation, cellular component: membrane.